Closterium sp. Naga37s-1 is the source of this 564-nucleotide messenger RNA. NCBI's taxonomy places the organism in Eukaryota, Viridiplantae, Streptophyta, Zygnematophyceae, Desmidiales, Closteriaceae. The record is from the annotation of a GenBank genome assembly.
AUGCGCUCCCCGGCUGUAGCGCGCUCGGCUGUAGCGUCGGAGAGCCGGGCGGUGAGGGUGCUGACGAGGGCUGUGAGCGCUGCUUUAGCCAUCUGGUUUGGUGGACGGGAACAUGCGGUAGUGGGGAGAGGACAGGCGGGCGGUGAGGGUGCUGAAGAGGGCAGUGAGGGUGCUGACGAGGGCUGGCUGCUUCAGGAUUCGGUCGCCCGCCUGGGGCAGAGCGUGACUGGCCAGUCUGCCGCGUCAGCUGUUCCUGAUAAGAGGUGUUUUCUUCUGAGGGAAGCAGUCGAGGGACCCUACACCCCGGCUACUGCCGUCGAUGGUGGCUCUGAUUUCAAGAGAUGUUGUUCGUCUUUGUUCUUUCCCUCUGACUUGCAGGAGGAGCAGGAGAUUAUUGCAGCAGCGGCCAACCUGAGGGAAGCGGUUGAUGCCCUCAACACCCCGGCACCCAACGGCAGUGCCACCAACCCCUCCUCGCUUCGCUCGUUCGACGAUGCUGUUCAGUUUGACUCCAAAUCUCCUGAAGCCGUACCCGUACCUGCCAAAUACCGCAACUCCAACUGA